Molecule: messenger RNA, 1823 nt
Organism: Durusdinium trenchii
Lineage: Eukaryota; Dinophyceae; Suessiales; Symbiodiniaceae
Source: the annotation of a GenBank genome assembly
GGAGAGCCUCCAGAUGCCGCGACCGGGGUCUGGGCCGCGACUGCCGAAUCACCUGCAGGUGAAACCGGCAUCAUGGUUCUACCUGCCAGAUGAUGUGGGAAAUCUACCCCUUUUGCCAGAUGAGGUUUGGGAUGCCAGCCUGGACAUGGACAGCCAGCACUUCCCCUUGCUGCAAGCACUACUGCUACGAUUGCAGAGGAACGAGACUGUCAGGAUCCAAAUCUAUGGGGGUAGCAUGACCUUUGGCGAGGGUUGCUGCACCAGCUGUAAGCUGCGACAGCGAGACUGCAGUUGGCCCAUGCAGGUCCUGGCACGGCUUCGCCAAAGCUUCCCAGGAGCAACGAUCCUGAUGGAUCACAGGGCCAGAGGAGGCUGUGAUUUGGAGUGUUCCUUGCCUGAAGUGGUGAUGACCUUGAGUGGAAGUGACACGGUCUAUGACUGGCUGAUCAUGGAUUUUAGUCAAAACGGUAUGGGGCGUCUCACCACCUUCGAGGAGAUUGUGCGGGUUUGCCACUUUUUCUUGCCCAACACCUUGGUGAUGGUGAUUUAUAGCCGUGACAUGGUGAACAAGCCUGGCAAUUACCGUGACAAGAAGAUGUACGAGACCUACAGGGCAGUUUCGAAACACUACAAGUUGCCAUUCCUGAACUACGAGGCGGCGAUGCAGAAGUUCAUCAGCACAGGGGGUAACGAGACUCUGAUGUGGUCGUCUAAGUCGAGACAUCCCAAGUUCUCCGCCCAUGCCUUCUAUGCAGACAUGCUCAGCUACUUUUGCAAUCGGCAGUUGGAGGAAUUGGAAAAGGUCGAUGCCAAGUCGGACGUCUCCACCUUGAUGCCCGUUCUGCGAAAGCCCCGUGACCUACAACCAGAUCAGGAGUUCAUCAAGCCUUUGCAAGAGAAAGUGAGCUUGGCCAACAUUGAUGUGUGCGUCUUCCCGCUGACGCAGCACGUGGCCCGCGAGCCGUCGUCGUCGUCUCCACGCUCGAGCGCCACGCAGCAGUGGAGCUUGUAUGAGGAUCGACCCAAUAAGCCGGGCUGGAUCACCACCACAGAGAAUGGAGAAGCCAUCUCCUUCAACAUGACCUUUAGCAGCCGUCCCAAGCUUAUGGUCCAAUACCUACGCUCCUACAACAACAUUGGAGAUGCUGAAAUGCACUUCGACUCCAGCUAUUUGUGGAUUUGGAAAGGCCAGAGAAAUCUGGGGGUCCGGGACACCUUCACGCUGAAGGGCGCGUGGGCGGAGAAGAUCUCGGUGACGCAAAAUGCGCUCUUUACCAAAGAAAAGCUGAAACCCAACGUCAAUGAGGUCAACACUGCGACGAUCUCUUUUCGCUUGGCGAAGGGACCCAAGUUCAAACUGAUCUCGCUGAUAUCCUGCUAGACUGCGAGGUGGGCCAAGCCCAUCUUUGUGAGAAAAGCACCACCAGAGGCUGGUGCCACGUGAAGGACUCGCAGAGUGACAUGCCUGUUGUUUGCCAGUCGAAGACUGGCCAUGCCAACCGGCGGGGGUUGGCAAAGCCGCUGACGGGAGCUGGGGCAGAGUCAGAAUCCAUAUUCUGGGGUAGGAUUGGUGGCUGUACCCCAAGUGCUGGGGUAUUUUCCGCUCUUUUCGAGUUGCCAAUCAUGUGGUAGUUUUGCGGAAGGCACGCUGCCGCACUCCCAAUGACAUGUGUUGUCACUGCGGGAAGUGGUGAAAACAAAGAUUUGCGAGCGAGUAUGCGGCCAAGAGCUUUGUGCCGACUGUGCUCCCUCACCCAGGCAAGAAUGCAGUAACCUUUUUCUGCUUGAACCCUCCAGGAAAUCAAACUUCACACCAAAAGUAA